AUGGCCGAAGAUUCUGUUUAUUGGAACGAUGCCCAAACAGGCUAUGCCACCAUUGAAUGCUCUUGUGAAGCCUUUGCUCCUGUCACCGUGCCAACUCUUUUGCCAAGCGCAAGACCCUCUGCCUGCCCUGCAACAGCUCAUACCAGAUACCCUACUGCUUCACAAGCCCCAUGGCCAAGCAAAGGACCCUCUUCCAAAACUACAGCACCUUCAACCAAAAGUCCUACGGCUACCCCUACAACGUCUCCCAGCGCUCCACCCACACAUGACCCUAGGGCCAGUCCAACCGAAGGGACCAUUCCCUACCCCAGCCAGCUCCUCCUCUAA
Molecule: messenger RNA, 327 nt
Organism: Seminavis robusta
Lineage: Eukaryota; Bacillariophyta; Bacillariophyceae; Naviculales; Naviculaceae
Source: the annotation of a GenBank genome assembly